Messenger RNA from Sinocyclocheilus grahami, 2092 nucleotides. Its product is annotated as protein ABHD8-like. The transcript is spliced from 5 exons. Gene Ontology annotation, biological process: lipid homeostasis; phosphatidic acid biosynthetic process. NCBI's taxonomy places the organism in Eukaryota, Metazoa, Chordata, Actinopteri, Cypriniformes, Cyprinidae. Gene Ontology annotation, cellular component: mitochondrion. Gene Ontology annotation, molecular function: lysophosphatidic acid acyltransferase activity; carboxylic ester hydrolase activity. The coding region runs from base 416 to 1864 and encodes 482 amino acids. The record is from RefSeq and is a predicted model, not a curated record.
UGCAGCGCACUGGCCCUUCAGGGCAAGAUUUGAGGAACCCUGCGCUAGAUGAUGGGUAACAGUCAGUGCAUGUGUUCACUGAGGAUGUAACAGCAUAUGCUCAACAGGUGUAAUCUGCUUUAAUCUGGACUUCUUACUGACCAUGUAGAUUUGGAAGAUAGGGACUUAAUGAAAGCGAAAAACAGACCUGCUGUUGCUCUUUUAAUUAUUUUUAUAAGUUUUACAUUAAAUGAAGUCUUCUACUUGUCUUUAAAGUCAUUGUAUCACGUGGAAAGAGAUUCUAUUUAGAUUCGAUUAUUGGAUUGGGGGUUGCAGAUUACCAACCCGCAACUUCAGUACACUGUGAAGAGAAGCUACUGGAGUCAACAGUCUAGCUUUUACAUGUAUCGGGGACAUCGAUAAUCUGGUGUUCACCAUGUUCACCAGCUUUGUGGAUGGAAUAUUCUGUUGCUUUACAGGGAAGUCUACUAACGUUGUGGUACCUAUUGAGUCCUCUGAGCCCACCGAUGGUUUUGAAUUUGUUGAGGUAAAGCCAGGAAGGGUUCUGAGAGUUCGACAUAUUAUCCCAGACAGACCAGUGGUUGAGGAGCCAGGGACUGGGGAAGGGGGUACGGUCAGCUGCAAGCGCAAAAUCUCGGUGUACCGAAAUGGACAGCUUCUGAUUGAGAAUGUCAAUGAAGCCACCCAUCCAGAGUUGGUCCGCUAUCAGAAUGGAGACAGCACUGUGGAUACGGAUGUGUCCAACUGUGAGGCUCCCACCGCAGGCCAGGCUGCUGAGCCCACACCGGGGUCGGGGGCCGCAGGACCGGCUACAGAUACCAAACCUGCACCGCAGCAAGUGCAGCGCAGACGGCGCAAACCCAAACGCUCCAUUGUGAUUGACUGUGAGCGGAAGAUCACAUGCUGCAAAGGUACUCACCCCGACGUGGCCUUGUUUUUCAUACAUGGAGUCGGGGGGUCGUUGGAUAUCUGGGGAAGCCAACUGGACUAUUUCUCCCAACUUGGUUAUGAGGUCAUUGCCCCGGACCUGGCCGGCCAUGGUGCAAGUUCAGCUCCUCAGAUUCCCGCUGCCUAUACCUUUUAUGCUCUGGCUGAGGAUGUUAGAAUCAUCUUCAAGCGAUAUGCAAAGAGGCGGAAUAUUUUAGUAGGACACUCUUAUGGUGUCUCGUUUUGUACCUUCCUGGCUCAUGAGUAUCCGGAACAAGUUCAUAAAGUUGUGAUGAUUAACGGUGGAGGUCCCACAGCACUCGAGCCAAGUCUCUGCUCUGUCUUCAAUUUGCCCACAUGUGUCCUUAAUUUCCUGUCUCCGUGCCUCACCUGGAGCUUUCUCAUGGCUGGAUUUGCCCAUCAGGGAACGAGAGAAAAGAAACUACUAAAAGAGAACAAUGCCUUCAACGUGUCUUCCUUCGUUCUGCGGUCCAUGAUGAGUGGACAGUACUGGCCGGAGGGCGAUGAGGUUUACCAUGCUGAAAUCACAGUGCCUGUUCUGCUGGUUCAUGGCAUGUACGAUAAGUUUGUACCAGUUCUAGAGGACCAACGUAUGGCAGAGAUCCUCUUGCUGGGGUUCCUGAAGAUCAUUGAUGACGGAAGUCACAUGGUCAUGAUGGAGUGCCCUGAUGUGGUUAAUACUCUCUUACACGAAUUCUUCCUGUGGCAGCCAGCAACUGCCUCAAAACCCAAACAGGAAUCAGCCCCCACUAAGACCACCAACACCAAACCUCCAGAGGACACAACGAGACCAAAAACCGCCCCAAAGUCACCAUCCAAAUCUCAGCCAGACUUGAUAAGACCAACAACUGCACCAAAAAGCAUCAAUACUGGUACAGAGACUCCAGUGGACAUCAGAUCUAAAGGCAUGAAAUAGCUGGUUUACUAAUAAACAAGUGAUGGUAUACACCUAAAGCUGUUAAAUUUGCUCUACUCUUCCAUGCGGGCCAAAUUUAAUGGAACUGUUUGAAUGUAGGAUGUCAUUAGAUAUUUACCAGUUGAUGUUUGACCACAGCAAACAGACUGAAGGAACAGCUCAGAAGAAUGUUUGUCCCAGAGCAGAGUGGGUUUUUACCAACUUUUGAGUAAUAUUCCUAGAGGGUGU